UUGUGUUCGCCUGCUCCGCAGAGGACUCUGCUGUGAUGUCCGAGACCGCUCCCGCCGCCGCCCCCGAUGCGCCCGCGCCCGGCGCCAAGGCCGCCAAGAAGCCGAAGAAGGCGGCGAGCGCCUCCAAAGCCCGCARGCCCGCGGGGCCCAGCGUCACCGAGCUGAUCACCAAGGCCGUGUCCGCCUCCAAGGAGCGCAAGGGGCUCUCCCUCGCCGCGCUCAAGAAGRCGCUGGCYGCYGGCGGCUACGAUGUGGAGAAGAACAACAGCCGCAUCAAGCUGGGGCUCAAGAGCCUCGUCAGCAAGGGCACCCUGGUGCAGACCAAGGGCACCGGCGCCUCSGGAUCUUUUCGUCUUAACAAGAAGCCAGGAGAAGUGAAAGAAAAAGCUCCCAAGAAAAGGGCGGCUGCAGCUAAGCCCAAGAAGCCGGCAGCCAAGAAGCCCGCCAGCGCCGCUAAGAAGCCCAAGAAAGCAGCGGCGGUGAAGAAAAGCCCCAAGAAGGCCAAGAAACCGGCAGCUGCAGCGGCCAAGAAAGCGGCCAAGAGCCCCAAGAAAGCCGCAAAGGCAGGCCGGCCCAAGAAGGCAGCGAAGAGCCCGGCUAAGGCGAAGGCGGUGAAGCCCAAAGCAGCCAAGCCCAAGGCAGCCAAGCCGAAAGCGGCCAAGGCAAAGAAGGCGGCGCCCAAAAAGAAGUAAAUCGUAUCUGAAGUGUUCUGCUCUAUAUACUUUGUUAUCCAACGGCUCUUUUAAGAGCCACCCACACUUUCCCUAAAGGAGCUGAUGCACCGAGGUCGUCUGUAACCUGCAGCAAGGAUCCAGUAAUUCGUAAGUCGUCAAGAGGUCAAUUGUAUCUUUCAYUUUUUCCUUAGGAUUACCGAAAUAAAUGCUAACGAGCGCGGUAUAGCACAGCGGUUUUAGGGAAAUCUAGACUUUUUUCCUCCUAGURAUUGCUUUGACUACCAGGAAACGUUUUAUAAUGAUUUGAUAAAAAUCGGAUGUAUGGUUUUAUAAAGGUAUAUUUUGUAACAAAAUAAUGCAAUUGCCAGGCACGCUACUACUGAGCCAUGUCUAAUCUAUUGUGUUAUUUCUCUUAAGGUAUCUCCGUAAAUACCUUUGUCUGUUUGGGGGAGGAGGGGGGUUCUUUUUACUGACAAAAAUAGCCCUGCUCUCCCAAUCCUUUUGUUCCGAUAAGAAAGAGCUUUAAGUAUUGAAAAAGCCCGCCCUGCCCAAGGAUUGGCCAGCGGAGAUCACGUCCUCCUGCCCUUCCCCCUCCCUUCCCCGAAGACGAUUACGCCUCUUAUCUGUCGAACUGUGUCAGCCACUCGGAGAAGAAAGAGGCGGAAAAGCGGGGGGAGGGACGGRAACUCUCAACGAACAGAGUUCCUGUGUUCACCGAUAUAAGAAACAAAAGCAAAAUAACCCAUWCUAUGAAGAACUUGCAUGGGAAKCACGUUUUGGCAAGACCUUGUUAACGAAAAUAUGAAAUGCAWUGCUAUUAUUUUUAAGCCAAAAAUGCUGUUAAUAAACAUAGAAAGAAAAAAUAAAAGACAAAACGCGGGUUGAGUAGUUAAUAUAAAAUACCCUAUUUUCUSGAUAAUUCAGCUCUCUUAGGAUUUUGUGGGCGGCUCUG
This is a messenger RNA of Malurus melanocephalus (red-backed fairy wren), 1626 nucleotides long. Its product is annotated as histone H1.01. Gene Ontology annotation, molecular function: structural constituent of chromatin; DNA binding. Gene Ontology annotation, cellular component: nucleosome. Bases 36 to 692 code for a protein of 218 amino acids. Gene Ontology annotation, biological process: nucleosome assembly. Lineage: Eukaryota; Metazoa; Chordata; Aves; Passeriformes; Maluridae. The transcript has a single exon. The record is from RefSeq and is a predicted model, not a curated record.